Molecule: messenger RNA, 1576 nt
Organism: Rhipicephalus sanguineus (brown dog tick)
Lineage: Eukaryota; Metazoa; Arthropoda; Arachnida; Ixodida; Ixodidae
Product: lipase member J-like
Exons: 9
Coding region: 107-1384 (425 amino acids)
Biological process (GO): lipid metabolic process
Molecular function (GO): hydrolase activity, acting on ester bonds
Source: RefSeq, a predicted model, not a curated record
UUUCAAUGCGGCAGGACAAGACCGUUCGCGAAGCACUGCAGAUAAGUUCGGAUGUUCAUUGACGCUGAGGUUCGAAGAGACUGUUUGCUUUACAUUCGCCAUCGCUAUGAUCAAAUUUCUCCACGUAACAUUUUGUCUUGGUGCGCUGCUCACUCCAUCAACGAUCACAGGCUCCAUGGCCACUGAAGUCGCUGAACAGGCAAUGCUGUCUCCGGCUAAGCUGAUGGAGUACUUCGGCUACAAUGUUGAAGUUCACAACGUUACUACUGAAGACGGCUACAUCUUAGAAGUCGACAGGAUGCAGUCCAACUCGACGGGUAACGUCACGACAAAGCGGACACCGAUGCUGCUUGUCCACGGAUUGCUCACAAACGCCGCUACCUGGACAGCAAACCUACCCACUCAAAGUCCAGGAUUUCUUUUGGCGGAUGCCGGAUUUGAUGUUUGGCUCGUGAACACCAGAGGUGUCCCGCAGUCAAAUCGCCACGUGAAUCUCACCACGACGAACAAAGAGUUCUGGCAGUGGAGCUUCGAGGAGAUUGGCAUGUACGACCUUCCGGCAGUCAUCGACUACAUCCUGAACAAGACAGGAUUCAACAAGGUAGGCCUGCUGACAACGUCGCAGGGGACAACGGUAUCGCUUGUGCUUCUCUCGAUGCGACCAGAAUACAACAACAAGGUGAACAUUCUCGUCGGCUAUGCUCCCGUGGCAAACGUCACGCACUUCACAUCGCCGAUGAGGCAUCUCACUUCAUUCUCAAGGUUUGUCAAGGUGGUGAACGACUUCUUCACGCACGGUGGGUUCUUGGUCACGAGCGAAGCACGACAAAGGAGACUCGCCAAGUUUUGCGACUUCCGAUUUUCCCGUAAUUUCUGCUACAAGCCACUGGCCUUCCUGUACGGAAAGAAUCCGGAGCAGUACAACAGUACAAGGGUGCCUGUCUACGUGACAAACUUACCUGUGGGCUCCUCCAGCCAGAACUUGCUCCACUUUGCCCAGAUGUACAAGGCGAGGAACUUUGUCAGAUUUGAUUACGGGACGGAGAAGAAUAUGGAACUAUAUAAACAGGAGCGUCCACCACCUUAUCCUUUGGAGAACAUCACUGCUCCCUUCGCAAUCUAUCACGGAAGGGGUGACAUCUUCGCUAAUCCCCAAGACGUGCACGACCUUGCCGAGCGUCUGCGAUGCAUCCUCGUGGUGAAUGAGACGGUGCCGGAUCGCAGAUUCGGUCACCUCGAUUUCAUCUACGGCUACAAUGCUACUGAAAUUCUCCACCGUCACAUGAUAAACCUGGUCACGAACUGCACCACCACCGGUGUAGACUGUAAAAAGUUCAUCCCGAGCUCGGUACAACAAACCUGUAACCCCAUAGCCGCCUGUUAGGGCGAGCCUUAUAUGUCUCGUGAGUGUAGAGGCUUCUCGAGAUUUUGCGAGACUUGACGAUAUUUUGCGAGACCUUGUUGGCGGCUGCGUCAACAGGAAUGACGAAAGGAAAGGCUAAUAAAAGUAGUAAGAAGUCACGUGAUGCUCAAGGGAAUGAAUGUGUAUCUGUCGACGUACCAAAUGUCACAUUAC